CCCGCCCGCUCCGCUUUGUGCGGCAGCCCCGUUCCGCGCCCCGCUCCGCGCCCCGCUCCGCUCCCCCGGCACCGCCCGGAGCCGCGGGGCCAGCCCGGCUCUGCCCGGCUCCGCCCGGCCAGCUCAGCAGCCAUGGAGGCAGCGCUCAUCUUCCUGUGCUCCCUGCUGGUACCAGCGGCCGUGGCAGACGUGGCCACCCCGGAGAAGGAGGAGGAGGAUCCCUUUAACUAUGAUUACCAGAGCCUGAGGAUCGGGGGGCUGGUGUUCGCCGUGGUCCUGUUCACCGUGGGCAUUCUCCUCAUCAUCAGCAGGAGGUGCAGGUGCAGUUUCAAGCAGAAGCCCAGGGCUCCAGGGGACGAGGAGGCUCAGGCAGAGAACCUGAUCACCUCGAACGCAAAAGGCAGUCGCAGCCUGUAUUUGAGCCCAUCCCUCGGCUCGUCACCGCCGCGGGAGGUGAAGCCCAGCGGGGCUGACAAUGGGAAGGGCAGGGAGGGCUGGGACAAGGACGCGCAGCUCGGGGUGCCCAGCCCUCCCCACCGGCUGGCACGGUUUGUCUCCCAAUUAAUGCGCGUUCCCGUGGGUGCCCACUCGCAGAGCGAGGCGCCCGCCGGACGACACGCCGAGGCCAUGGGUGACGAGCAAGUGCCCGAGCAGGGCCAGGACAGGUUCAGCUACGACUAUGACACCAUCCGCAACGGGGGGCUGAUCUUCGCCGUCGUGGCUUUUGUGAUCGGGCUCCUCAUCAUCCUCAGCCAGCGGUUCCACUGCGGAGGGAGGAAGAAGAGGAGGCAAGGGAACGAGGAAGAGCUGUAGGUGCAGAGCUGCAGUGCCACCACGGAGGCAGAGCUCCAGCCGAAGCCCAGGAGUCCUGGCCAGUGGCCACCCCUCACCCCGCUCCAGUGGAUCCAUUACCCCGCAAGGCCAGAACGCAAAUUACCCUCGUGCUUCCCCCUCUCUUAGACCCAGCAAGAGUUUCUUGGCUAAUAAAGUUCAAGCUCCGAGAGGUUAAACUGUGUGCCCGAGGCGUUUGAAUCGCCCACUCUCCUGGCCCGGCGCCAAUCACUUUUCUGCCCUGCAGGCGUCUUCCACCGCAGACCCAGGAAAGGUUCCCGCAGCCCGAGGCACGGAGCAGGCAGCCGCCUCCGCCCUGGGUUUGCUCCGGAUGUUUCUUCUCCCAGCUGCGGGUCCUGGAUCCUGCGGCACUUGCCUUUCCCUUGGGAUGCCCAGGCAGCGGCCGGCAGCACUGCGGGGCUCUUUGUGUGCUCGUGGUCUGGCUGGGAUGGGGUUAAUUCUCUCCCUCGCGGUGCUGGGCUGUGUGUCGGGAGAUGGGAAGGUGUCGGGAACGCUCCGGCUCCGGCUCCUGCUGCUCCCACAGCAGCAGCGCUGUCCCUGGGGUGGGCAGGAUCCUGGCAGGGGACACGGCCAGGACAGUCCCAAAGUGACCAAAGGGAUGUUCCAGACCAGGCGACACCUGCCAAGGUACAGAAGAAAAGGGAAAGGAGGGGAAAGGGGGGUGUUCGUGAGUUACAACAUUUGCCUUACAGAACAAUCCUGACUUCCCGGGAAGGGGCUGGGCACCACCUGCGGACGGCAAGUGGAGAAUUUCAGACUUCUGGGUUUCUUCUUUCCCCCUUUUCUUGCGCUCACGCUCCCUCUGCUUUCACUUUA
Molecule: messenger RNA, 1668 nt
Organism: Vidua chalybeata
Lineage: Eukaryota; Metazoa; Chordata; Aves; Passeriformes; Viduidae
Gene: FXYD6
Product: FXYD domain containing ion transport regulator 6
Exons: 13
Coding region: 133-813 (226 amino acids)
Biological process (GO): monoatomic ion transport; regulation of sodium ion transmembrane transporter activity
Cellular component (GO): membrane
Molecular function (GO): sodium channel regulator activity
Source: RefSeq, a predicted model, not a curated record